Messenger RNA from Klebsormidium nitens, 1743 nucleotides. The record is from the annotation of a GenBank genome assembly. NCBI's taxonomy places the organism in Eukaryota, Viridiplantae, Streptophyta, Klebsormidiophyceae, Klebsormidiales, Klebsormidiaceae.
CAGAGUCACACAGCUGGUGCCUCGCACUGCUCAUUGAGUCGCAGUGCUCAUUGAGAGAAAGGAGCAGCAAAAGCUUACCUUGGCGCUUGUCAAUGGUGGUGCUCACUCGCUAGAGCAGGGCUCGGCCAGCUGGGAUCGGCAGUUGCUCGUUUCUUUUCAUUUGACUCCUUUGGGGGACACGAUGAGUCAUUCAGAGGAUGGACCCGGGGCUGCGCAGCACUCGCAUUACUUCCCCGUUCCUGGCUACGAGUCACCACAGCCUUCCGACCCUGAAGCAUACACCAAAAAACUGAAGUGGGCGUUCCAAGCUUCAUGGGCGGUGAAUUGGUUCCUCCUGAUAGCCAAAGCGUACAUCUACUUCGUCUCAAACAGUAAAGCAGUGUUGGCGAGUCUCGCAGACUCGGCGGUCGACUUGGCGUCCCAGAUUGUGAUUUCGCUAGCGGAGCAUUAUAUGGCGAAAGCGAGCCCGCUGUACCCAGUGGGGCGGGCCCGUCUAGAGGCACUCGGGGUCAUAGGGUGCGCGUGUAUCAUGAGCAUGGCGUCUCUAGAGGUUCUUCAGUUUUCCGCAUUGGACCUGUACGAUGGCUUCGUAAAGCAUAAACACCCAGAGCUAGACUUGGGGGUCUUGAUUUACGUUGUCUUUGGAAUAGGCACGCUGCUGAAACUCGUGCUCUAUCUGUACUGCGACUCGCUGAAAGCGCGCUCGGACUCAAUGGCAGCACUAGCGGAGGACCACUUGAAUGACGUGAUCAGCGUGGCGGGAGCGCUCGUGACAGCUGUCAUCGCGUCUCACUGGAAGAACGAGUGGUGGGUGGAUCCGGUCGGCGCCAUUGUAAUUUCGGUCUGGAUCAUCUGGCGGUGGGUUAGCCUAACCUACAGCCAGGUUAAGAAGAUCGUGGGUUACUCGGCGCCCCCCGAGUUUGUGAAGCAGAUUGAGGACUUGGCGCACGCGCACCAUGGAAAUUUAGCUGUAGACUGCACUCGGGCGUACCAUUUCGGGUCGCGGUACAACGUGGAGAUGGAGAUCGUUCUUCCGGGGGACAUGACGGUGACCGAGUCGCAUGACAUCGCCCUCGAGCUUCAACACAAGAUUGAGGCGUUUGAAGAUGUGGAGCGGGCGUUCAUUCACGUGGACUACCGGAGGCGAGACUCACCGGAGCAUAAGGUGGAGCGGAUGCUGUUGGAGGCGCAGGAGAGAGAAGAGCAGCAGGCACGGUUAGAGAAAGAGGACGGGCGGGGGCUUAUACGGCAGCUUGCGGCACAGAACUCCCUCGUGUGAGCAGGGAGAGAAAAUGACAUUUUCACGUGCUUUAAUACGAAAAGGUAAAAAAUCUCUGUUCAGAGCAGCAUCGUUGGAUUUGGUUAUGAGAAGUAACUUACAAGAGGCUGCAUAUGGCAGCGUGUUGUCUAACAAUGAGAAGGAAGCCGCCCUGGCAUUGAAGGCUGUCAGCUGCCAUGUGACAUGGAAGCGGUGCUUCUGGAAUCGGCGUCGGAAUAGCAUUAGAAAUGCUGGGCGUACAUCGAGAGGUGCCACGCCGAGACAUGAGUAUAAGCAGGAACUAUCGAAGAAUCACACGGUGACACAGUAGCGGGGUGCUUAAUUGGAGCAUCAUUCAGCUCGCAGACUAACAAGGGAAGAACGAUUAAAGACUUGUAUAAGGCGCCCCUGUUGCGUAAGCUCAUCAAUGUGACGGGCCACGUUCACACAUGGCAGCUUCAGUGGUACACCCUUUUGCAUAUGUG